Molecule: messenger RNA, 750 nt
Organism: Trichophyton rubrum CBS 118892
Lineage: Eukaryota; Fungi; Ascomycota; Eurotiomycetes; Onygenales; Arthrodermataceae
Exons: 2
Coding region: 1-750 (249 amino acids)
Biological process (GO): protein import into nucleus
Cellular component (GO): nucleus
Molecular function (GO): small GTPase binding; guanyl-nucleotide exchange factor activity
Source: RefSeq, a predicted model, not a curated record
AUGGCGGAGUCUACUACCGAUAGUGACACAGGAUAUGAGCUGGCCGAGCUCUAUGGCGGCGCGAUGAAGGUCCUGAUACCGAAGGGAUUCGCAAACAUGGGGUCUAUCUAUCCAAUCCCUGAUAACCAGGAGGUCUUCCGGUCUACCUCCACAAAGACAAACAUCAUCAUCGAACUGGUCGAACGACUGGAGCCGGGCUCAUAUACCCUGCCAGAAGAGGUGGCGGCUCAGUUGGAAACAUCCUCGGAUACCAACAAAGAGGAACUCAGCGCUGUCUUGUAUCAUCUGCAUGACAUGUGCACUUCCAAUGGGGACACCUAUGAGAUUCUCGAUCUGCCGAAGCCGUACCCUGUUCAACUCAUACCUUCUCCAGCGUAUACUUGCCAGGCACUGGUGACCGCCAAGGGGAAGAUAUCCGACACUCAGCGCUUGCUUAACAUGCUCUCAGACUCUACGCAGCAAGCGACAUCGACAUCAACACCAGCCUCAACCGGUACUGCUGGUACUGCCGGUACGACCGUCACUGCACCGAUAACCGAACACGAAUCAACUUCAACCUGCCAUUUCUUCCUUGUACGGCUCGCACAGUAUGGCACUGAUAUACUUGUUUAUAUCAAUGUCCCUCACGAUAUGCUUGAGGAAUCUGGAGUUCCCGGCGCGGUUGCCCAGGAGGAAAUGCGUGCGCAUGACAUCAUGGCCAAUAUGAUGCGGUCCCUGGGAAUUAUUGACUAUUGCCUUUUCGGAGGUUAG